This is a messenger RNA of Cynara cardunculus var. scolymus (artichoke), 1941 nucleotides long. Its product is annotated as probable glucuronoxylan glucuronosyltransferase IRX7. The coding region runs from base 219 to 1580 and encodes 453 amino acids. The transcript has 4 exons. Gene Ontology annotation, molecular function: glycosyltransferase activity. The record is from RefSeq and is a predicted model, not a curated record. Lineage: Eukaryota; Viridiplantae; Streptophyta; Magnoliopsida; Asterales; Asteraceae.
AUUUAUAUAUAUAUAAAUAUCUUGCAAUUAAUUUGCAGUUUUUUUAUAUUGGAACGAAAACGGUCUUCCAACAAACCCACCAUCAUCAUCGAUUUUGUGUUUUCGUGAUCUCUACUUCUUCUUCAACCACAAAUGAAAGCUUCGUCUCAACCGAUUUGAAGAACAUCCAUCAAACUUUCUUCAUGAUUAUUUAAGGAUCUAAUACAUAUUCUUCUUCAAUGGUGGAGCAGUAUAGAUCCACCAAGAAUCACAGGAAGGAGUUCUACGUAAGCAUGAAGCUUUUUCGAACCAGAAAUGGGAAACCAGAAAAACCUUUUUGCUUUAGAUACUUCAAAUGGCUUCUAUGGUUUUCCCUCUCCUUCUACUUCUUCGCUAGAUUUUUAAGCAAUCAUCAACCCAGUACAACUAAAUUGAAAACAGCGAUAAUUUCUCACUCUCAAUCCAACGUUGUUUCUCGUGCUCUUUCGGAAUCAAUUCUUCAACACCCCAGAAAUAAUCGAGGUUUGUUGAAGGAUUUGAAGGUGUAUAUAUACGAACUUCCGGCGAAAUACAACGCCGAUUGGCUGUCAAACGAGCGGUGUAGCAACCAUUUAUUCGCUUCUGAGGUGGCGAUUCAUAAAGCAUUGAUGAAAAGCGAUGUUCGGACGUUUGACCCAUCGGAGGCGGACUUCUUCUUCGUCCCCGUUUACGUUUCCUGCAACUUCAGCACCGUUAAUGGGUUUCCCGCCAUCGGACAUGCACGUGCCCUUUUAUCCUCUGCCGUUGACUUCAUCUCGUCGGAGUUACCGUUCUGGAAACGGAGCAAUGGGUCCGACCAUGUCUUCGUAGCUUCUCACGACUACGGAGCUUGUUUUCAUGCCAUGGAGGAUCGAGCUGUUGCUGAUGGGAUACCGGAAUUCAUGAAGAAUUCGAUUAUAUUACAGACGUUCGGCGUUAAAUAUCUACACCCAUGUCAAGAUGUUGAAAAUAUCGUCAUCCCACCGUACAUCUCGCCGGAAAACGUUCAGUCAACCCUGUCAAACUCGCCGAUUGAUGGUCGCCGUGACAUUUUCGUGUUCUUCCGAGGGAAAAUGGAAGUUCAUCCGAAGAACGUCAGCGGACGUUUCUACAGCAAGCGUGUGAGGACGGAGAUACUCCGGAAGUACGGGAAUGACCGGAGGUUUUAUCUGAAGCGACAUCGUUUUUCCGGUUAUCAAUCGGAAAUUGUACGAUCGGUGUUCUGCUUGUGUCCGCUAGGGUGGGCACCAUGGAGUCCUAGGUUGGUCGAAUCGGUGGCUCUGGGUUGCGUUCCGGUAAUAAUAGCUGACGGAAUCCGUUUGCCGUUUGAAUCCACCGUGCCAUGGCCGGAGAUAUCUUUAACGGUGAAGGAGAAAGACGUAGCCAAACUCGGCGGCAUACUUGAUUACGUGGCGGCCACGAACCUCUCGUCGAUCCAGCGAAAUUUGUGGGACCAUAAACUCCGGCGGGCCCUUCUUUUUCACGACGACAUGGAAAUCGGUGAUGCGACAUGGGAGGUCCUAGUUGCGUUAUCCAUGAAACUCGGUAGGUCUUAUCGGAGGUCGAGGCUUUCCAGCGAAUAAACGGUGGACACGUUGCAAUUUUUUGAUUGGAAAAGUCGUAUGCCAGCUGUUUUUGUUGUAUUCCAACGUGGCAUUUAUCUCUGGUACCUAUGUCUGACUAUAGGGCUGAAUUGGCAAGUGGUGAUAGGUGGGGCUGAAUGUUUGGUGGGGCCAGACUGGUGAUAUGUGAACUUGGGUGGGAUAGGGUGGAGUGGUCCUUACGGUUGAUAAGAUAGACCUACCUGUUAUUGAGGUGUUUGAUCAUUGUUACUCUUUAACCCCUUUGGGUAUUAGAUAUGGACAUUUAGGCCCCUGUAAAAUAUAGGAAUAGCUAUUUUUGAGAAAUGAAAUACACAGAAUCUAGUGCACGCAUUUUUAGUCA